AUGGCUCCUCUCGCAAAGACGAUGGCCGUGGUCGCCGCUCUGGCUGCACCGGCGCUGGUUGCGGCCACUUCCAACCUCCAGAUUCGACAGUACCAGGAUCCCAACUCGCAGCUCGUCGUCAACAACCCUGCAUGCGACUUUUACCAAUGCACCAUCUACUGGGUGCCUGGCACACAGGUCCAGGUCAACUGGGCCAACCCUCCCAGCGGCACCGUCCAGGUCGACCUCAUGACCAACAACAACUCGGACGUCGCCUACAACAUCGGCACUGCUCCUGCCGUCUCGAGCACCUGUGAUGCCGGCGCCGGCUACGGCAACCCCGGUCCCAACGGUGCUCAGUGUGGUGGUUUCGUCUUCACCGUCCCCAGCUCGUGGAAUGCCGGCAACUACACCUCGCUGCGUGCCAUCUCGGUGCAGAACCAAGACAUUCAGUCGUACACCGACAAGAUCUACAUCACCAAGAACAGCACCACGUCCAACGACGUGCCGCUCUCGAUUGUCAGUGGAACUGCACAGAUCUCGGGCAGCACGCAGGUCGGCGGCUCGUCCACCGCCGCUGCUUCCGGUUCCACGACCAGGACUUCAGGAAGUGCAGGUCCCACUAGCUCGGGUGCUACCAGCUCGCGAACUGGCGGCUCGGUCAGCAUGACCAGCACCCGCAGUGGCUCCUCGCCCUCCGCCUCGUCCGGCAGUAGCAGCGGCGCCCUUUCCAGCUUCGGUGGUAGUGCUACUACGCUUUCUCUUGCUGCCGCUGCUGCGUUCGCUCUCGGCGUCGGCAGUCUUCUCUAG
Molecule: messenger RNA, 789 nt
Organism: Kalmanozyma brasiliensis GHG001
Lineage: Eukaryota; Fungi; Basidiomycota; Ustilaginomycetes; Ustilaginales
Exons: 1
Coding region: 1-789 (262 amino acids)
Source: RefSeq, a predicted model, not a curated record